Messenger RNA from Nothobranchius furzeri (turquoise killifish), 1473 nucleotides. RefSeq names its product ceramide synthase 2. Lineage: Eukaryota; Metazoa; Chordata; Actinopteri; Cyprinodontiformes; Nothobranchiidae. The record is from RefSeq and is a predicted model, not a curated record. Gene Ontology annotation, biological process: ceramide biosynthetic process. Gene Ontology annotation, cellular component: membrane. Gene Ontology annotation, molecular function: sphingosine N-acyltransferase activity; DNA binding.
GGAACGUGAUGGCCUGCGCUAUGCUGGUGUCGUCGUGAGGCUCCAGCGGCUCGGAGGCGCAUCUGUCAGCAGCUCCGACUCAACCACAGCCCAGACAGAUGUUUUCUUUUUUCACCUCCGUCUCCAGGACUGAACCAACCUUCGCUCCCACAGAGCUGCUGACUGAUUUGGUUCAUCAGUGUGGAAACGGGUCUCCAUAUUCUGCUGAUCUGCGGCUUUUCUGAUCACCCUCAGAAACAUGGACCUGCUGCCAGACCUUUGGAGGGAAGACUACUGGCUCCCUCCCGGUGUGACCUGGGGAGACAUGGAGCAGCUGGUGGACACUGAGCGACCUCAACCCCAUGACCUUCUCAUGGCUCUGCCCCUCGCUCUGGGCUUUGUUGCUCUUCGCUAUGCGUUUGAGAGGUUCUUGGCCCCACCCAUGGGCAGAUGUCUGGGGGUAAAGAAUACAGUGCAUGUGACUGCUGCCCCAUCCCUGCAGCUGGAGUCCUUUUACACCCAGAGGAGCAAACAGCCAACACAAAGGGAAAUCAUCCAUCUGAUGCUGGCAUGCGGUAAAACCCAGAGACAGAUUGAAACCUGGUUCAGGCGCCGCAGGAACCAAGACAGGCCCAGUCGUACCAAGAAGUUUGCAGAAGCUGCCUGGAGGUUCUUUUUCUACCUCGCAGCAUUUAUGGCUGGACUGGCCUGCUUAGUCGACAGGCCCUGGUUCUGGGAUCACAGGGAAUGUUGGAGGCGAUAUCCAGUUCAGCCCAUGGAGAGAGCUCACUUCUGGUACUACAUGCUGGAGUUGGGUUUUUAUGGCUCUCUGUUGCUUCGCAUCUCUGUGGACAUCAAACGGAAGGACUUUAAGGAACAAGUGAUCCAUCACUUGGCUACCAUCUACCUGCUCAGUUUCUCCUACUGUGCCAACUACAUCCGCAUCGGCACCUUGGUGAUGCUGCUCCAUGACUCGUCGGACAUAUUGUUAGAGUCAGCUAAAAUGUUCAACUACGGCACCGGCUGGAGGAAGAUGUGCGAUUCUCUGUUUGUUGUCUUUGCUGUGGUCUUCCUUGUGACCCGACUGGUGAUUUUCCCCAGCAAAAUCAUUCGGAACACCUUGCUACUGUCCAUGGAGGCGUUUGAGCCUUUCCCUGGCUACUACUUUUUUAACAUCCUGCUGAUGGUGCUGCAGGUUCUACACAUCUUCUGGGCAUGCUUGAUCUUGCGUAUGGUCUGUAAGUUCUUGAAAGGCAAGCUGGAAAAAGAUGAGCGCAGUGAUGAAGAAAGUGGAGUUGAAGAGGAAGAGGAGGAAAAAGGAGGAGAGGAAAAUACAGAUCAAGGAGGAGAUUGUUACUGGGGAAAAAGUAAAGACAAUCUGAACUCCAAAAUAUCAAUGCUCACCAACAGUUGUGUCCUUAAUAAUUUGAAUCACCACAGGUCCUCUGUAGCUAAAAGGAUGCGUAAAGCUCAAUAAAGGACUUUUGGAUGUUU